Molecule: messenger RNA, 761 nt
Organism: Psylliodes chrysocephalus
Lineage: Eukaryota; Metazoa; Arthropoda; Insecta; Coleoptera; Chrysomelidae
Source: the annotation of a GenBank genome assembly
AAACAAAACUGACACAUCAAACUGACAGUUCAUUGACUUUUAUUUCAAAUUCUUUAAAUGUGACACGAAAGAAAAAUUUGCAUCCAAUCCAUACUGGUCCAAUUUCGACAUCAUCUUAACCCCAGCGUAAAAUUCCAAAUUGCCGAUAUGAGCGACGUGCUACAAUACGAAGACAUCAACGAUUUCAACGAAUCCGCCGACAACGAUGACAGAAAAUUCGCCGUCAUCAUCGGGUGCAUCGAAGAGAUCAUCGUCAACGAAAACUUCAACAAUCUCAUGGACGACUUUUUCGACAAUUACACGGUGACGCCCGAAAACGAAAAGUUAAUUUACGAAAAAUACAUCGCCACCGUCAAGAAAUACAUCGAAGAACAACUGAGGGGUAAGCUGGUGAAUUUCGAAAUGGGUAAAUUCGAGGAGGAGUUGAACAAGAGGAAACACGAAGUCGAAGAUGAUGUCUACGAAAUUUUGGCUUCCUUCAAAGAUUUCGAAACGUUCAAAAAUUUUUAUUACGAGUACAUCAGGGAUUUGAAAGAUAGGGUGGCGUCAGAUAUUUCAGUGGGGGCUGUAUCGAUUUUGAGUUAUAAUAACUCGUGAUUUUGUUGGUUUUUCCUUAAAUGAACUGUAUCGAGAAUAGCUGUUUUGUAACUGAAGGUAGAAAUGCCUGAAAUAAAAUUGACGUGAUGUAAGUUACCGACUCUUUUUUACUUUAAUAAUAAUAAUAAAAAAAAUAUAAAGUGAAUAAUCAAAAAUCGGUUAGA